Messenger RNA from Nycticebus coucang (slow loris), 8145 nucleotides. RefSeq names its product zinc finger protein 569 (gene ZNF569). The transcript is spliced from 2 exons. Gene Ontology annotation, molecular function: RNA polymerase II cis-regulatory region sequence-specific DNA binding; DNA-binding transcription repressor activity, RNA polymerase II-specific. Lineage: Eukaryota; Metazoa; Chordata; Mammalia; Primates; Lorisidae. Gene Ontology annotation, biological process: negative regulation of transcription by RNA polymerase II. The record is from RefSeq and is a predicted model, not a curated record. The coding region runs from base 3437 to 4987 and encodes 516 amino acids.
CCUGCCACCCUCGGCAUAUGGGGCCAGCACCCCACUCACCGAGCCACAGGCGCCGCCCUCAUGUAGCGUUCUUUUUAUAAGAAUACCAAUUAUACAAUAUUACAAGCUUACUCUAUCCCAGUUUGAUCUCAUCUUUUCUUUUUGGUUUGGCCGGGGCCAGGUUUGAACCUGCCACCUCUGGCAUAUAGGGCCAGCGCCCUACUCCUUGAGCCACAGGCGCCACCCAGUUUGAUCUCAUCUUAACUAAUUAUUUCUUCAAAGACCCUGUUUAUAUAUAAGGAUGCAUUUUGAGUUACUGGCAGUUAGAACUUCAACAUAAUCUUUUUGGGGGGCACACAAUUCAACUCACAACACUUUUCCACUUGUUUAAGUCUGUAUGUUCAUUUUAAAGUUUUCUUAUGGUUUCUAGAUGUUUUCUAAAUAUUCUAUAUAUUCUGUUGCCAUUGUAAAUGUAGUUUUUUUCUUCUAUUUUCUAAAUACAGUCAGCAUUUCGUAUCCCUGGGUUUCAUCCUGUUGAUUGAAAAUAUUUUUUUGGGAAAAACCAACAAUAAAACAUAAUACAACAAUAAAAAGUAAAACAAAUAAAAAUUACAGUAUAACAACCAUUUACAUAGCAUUUACGUUAUAUUAGAAAUAAUAUUCUAGGGCGGCGCCUGUGGCUCAGUGGGUAAGGUGCCGGCCCCAUAUACCGAGGGUGGUGGGUUCAAGCCCAGCCCAGGCCAAACUGCAACAAAAAAAUAGCCGAGUGUUGUGGCAGACACCUGUAGUCUCAGCUACUCAGGAGGCUGAGGCAAGAGAAUAGCCUAAGCCCAGGAGUUGGAGGUUGCUGUGAGCUGUGUGAUGCCACGGCACUCUUACAGAGGGCAAUAAAGUGAGACUCUGCCUCUACAAAAAAAAAAAAAAAAAAAGAAAAGAAAAGAAAUAAUAUUCUAGAGAUGAUUUAAGGUAUAUGGGAGGAUGUAUACAGGUUAUAUGUAAAUACUACACAAUUUUAUGUAAGGAACUCAAUCAUCCAGAGAUACUGGUAUGUGUGGGAGGUCCUGGAAACAAUACCUGAUAGAUACCAUGGGACAAUUGUAGUUGUGUAUAUGAACUUAACAUAAAACCAAACAUUAAUUUGUAUAUAGUGAAUUUAUUGAAUUUCUUGCCUUUUUUUUUUUUUUUGAGACAGGGUCUCACUUUGUCUUGCCCUUAGUAGAGUGCCAUGGAGUCAUAGCUCACAGCAACCUCAAACUCUUGGACUCAAGUGAUUCUCUUGCCUCAGCCUCUUGAGUAGCUGGGACUUAUAGCCACCCACCACAAUGCCUGGCUAUUGUUUUUUUUUUUUAAGAGACGAGGUCUUGCUCUGGCUCAGGCGGUUCACGAAACUGUGAGGUCAGACAAUCCACUGGCCUUGGCCUCCCAGAGUGCUAGCAUUAUAAACAUGAGCUACCACACUUGGCCAGAAUUUAUUACUUUUUAUAAUACUUUUUCAAAUGGCUUGAUUUUUUUUAAACAGUUUUAUUGAUAACAAAUGUUUAUUUUACCUUUUCCAAAUUUUUAUACCUUUAUUUCUUUCAUUUAGUUGACUUCCCUCUACUGUAAUAAUAGUGGUGAUAGUGCUCACCUUUCCUUAUAGACUUUAAUAGAAAUGCUUCUGGAAUUUUCCCAUUAAAUAUAGUACUAGUGUUUGGGUUGUACUGUACUUUAUUCUCAAAUACUGUCUAUCACUAUUUUAUAAAGAAUUUUUUAAUGAAAAUAGAGUUUUCUUAUCUUUUUAAUGUCUAUGGAAAUGAUUACUUGAUUUAAAAUUUUUUACCUAUAUUUUCUUUUGUAAUAUAUUUUCUUUCUUUUUUUUUUUUUUUUUUUUUUUUGUGGAGACAGAGUCUCACUUUACCGCCCUUGGUAGAGUGCCAUGAUGUCACAGGACUCACAGCAACCUCCAGCUCUUGGGCUUACUCAAUUCUCCUGCCUCAGCCUCCCGAGCAGCUGGGACUACAGGUGCCAGCCACAACGCCCGGCUAUUUUUUUGUUGCAGUUUUGGCCGGGGCUGGGUUUGAACCUGCCACCCUCGGCAUAUGGGGCCGGCGCCCUACUCACUGAGCCACAGGCUCUGCCCUGUAAUAUAUUUUCUAAUAUCAAAACAUAUUCUUGGAAAAAAAAUCUACUCAGGUAUAUGUGCUGUGCUUCUGGGACACUGUUUUUCUUCCAGGUCAUUUUGAUGUUUUACAUAGAUUCUUUUCAUUGGUUAAAUGAAAUUGGUGAAUAGUUUGCUUUUUUUUGGUGUGUCAUAUUUGUCAUGUUUUGGUAUUAAUAUUAGGUUUGUUGGUUUGGCGCCUGUGGCUCAAGUGACUAAGGCACCAGCCAUAUACACCUGAGCUGGCGGGUUUGAAUCCAGCCCGGACCCGCCAAACAACAAUAACGGCUGCAACCAAAAAAUAGUCAGGCACUGUGGUGGGCACCUGUAGUGGCUACUUGGGAGGCGGAGGCAGGAGAAUCACUUGAGCCCAGGAGUUAGAGAUUGCUGUGAGCUGUGAUGCUAUGGCACUCUAUCCAGGGCAACAGCUUGAGGCUCUGUCUCAAAAAAAUAAAAUAAAAUAAAAUAAAAAAUAUAUAUGGUUUGUUUCAUACAAAAGUAUUGGGAAUUGCUCUUUUUUCUACACUACACAAUUUGUAUAGUGUUAACAGUUAUUUCUUAAAUCCUUGUUAGAAUGCCCAUGUGAAUUUCUUUGGGCUUUUUUGUUUUGUUUUAGGGAAUUGCUUUUUAUAUUUUUCUGUUCAUUUUAAUGGAAAUUUGUCUAGAUAAGUUUUCUCCAUCUUCUAGAGUAAGUUUUAGUAAUUUGCAUUUUUCAGAAAAGUCUUCAUGUGAAACAGUUUAUAAAAAUAUAUUUCAAUAAGAGUACUGCAAAGUAAUCUUAUGCUAUAACCUCACUUUUGUUUUUUCUUUAACAUUAUGUCUUUUUACUCUAUUUGUACAUUGAUCGUCUUCCUAAUAGUUAUUUGUUUUCUUUCAGAUCCCUUUUAAAAGCAAUCAAAGCUAUUUAUAUUUAUAAAUAACUGCCUCUACUCAUACUUUCUUCCUUGGAAUUUCCUUCUCAAAACUUAAAAGACAGGAGGUACAUGCACUUGAAAUUUGUUUAUUAAUGGCAAAGUAUGCCUGUAUUCCCAGCACUUGGGAGGCCAAGGAGAAAUAUGGGGAAUUGAUGAACAUCAGAAACACCAAGAUAGACUUUUGAGACCAGUUGAAGGUAAAUUCAAGAAAAUACUGACUAAAGAAAAAGACAAUAAAUGUCAUAAGCAAUUUGCAAAUGUGUUUCCUCUGAACUCAGAUUUUGUUCCUUCUGGACAUAAUCUCUUUGAAUAUGACUUGUUUGGAAAAUGUUUAGAACAUAAUUUUGACUGUCAUGAUAAUGCAAAAUGCCUUAUAAGAAAGGAAGAUUGUGAAUAUAUUGAACCUAUGAAAUCAUAUGAUAAUUGCUCUUUACAUCUUGGAGUAACACCCUUUAAGUGUAAUCACUGUGAAAAAGGCUUCAAUCAAACAUUGGACCUCAUCAGACACCUGAGAAUUCAUACUGGCGAGAAGCCCUAUGAAUGUAAUAACUGUAGAAAAACCUUCAGCUACAAGGAAAAACUCAUUAAACAUUAUAAAAUUCACAGUAGGGAGCAGUCUUUUGAAUGUAAUGAAUGUGGGAAAGCUUUCAUUAAAAUGUCAAAUCUCAUUAGACAUCAAAGAAUUCAUACUGGAGAGAAACCAUAUGCAUGCAAAGAAUGUGGGAAAUCUUUCAGCCAGAAAUCGAAUCUCAUUGAUCAUGAAAAAAUUCAUACUGGAGAGAAACCUUAUGAAUGUAAUGAGUGUGGAAAAGCAUUCAGCCAGAAACAAAGCCUCAUUGCACAUCAGAAAGUUCAUACUGGGGAGAAACCUUAUGCAUGUAAUGAAUGUGGUAAGGCCUUCCCUCGAAUUGCGUCCCUUGCUCUUCAUAUGAGAAGUCAUACAGGAGAAAAACCUUAUAAAUGUGAUAAAUGUGGGAAAGCCUUCUCUCAGUUUUCCAUGCUUAUUAUACACGUUAGAAUUCAUACAGGUGAGAAACCCUAUGAAUGUACUGAGUGUGGAAAAGCCUUCUCUCAAAGCUCUGCCCUUACAGUACAUAUGAGAAGUCACACUGGUGAGAAACCAUAUGAAUGUAGCGAAUGUAGAAAAGCCUUCAGCCAUAAGAAAAACUUCAUUACACACCAGAAAAUUCAUACUAGAGAGAAACCUUAUGAAUGUAAUGAAUGUGGGAAAGCUUUCAUUCAGAUGUCAAAUCUUGUUAGACACCAGAGAAUUCAUACUGGGGAAAAGCCCUAUAUAUGUAAGGAAUGUGGGAAAGCCUUUAGCCAGAAGUCAAAUCUCAUUGCUCAUGAAAAAAUUCAUUCUGGAGAGAAACCUUAUGAAUGCAAUGAAUGUGGUAAAGCCUUCAGCCAAAAGCAAAACUUUAUUACACAUCAAAAAGUUCAUACUGGAGAGAAACCUUAUGAUUGUAAUGAAUGUGGCAAAGCCUUCUCUCAAAUUGCAUCCCUUACUCUUCAUUUGAGAAGCCACACAGGGGAAAAGCCUUAUGAAUGUGACAAAUGUGGAAAAGCCUUCUCUCAGUGCUCACUGCUUAAUUUACAUAUGAGAAGUCAUACAGGUGAGAAGCCUUACAUAUGUAACGAAUGUGGAAAAGCCUUCUCUCAAAGAACUUCCCUUAUUGUGCACAUGAGAGGUCAUACAGGUGAGAAACCCUAUGAAUGUAAUAAAUGUGGAAAAGCCUUCUCGCAAAGUUCAUCUCUUACUAUACAUAUACGAGGUCAUACAGGUGAGAAACCCUUUGACUGUAGUAAGUGUGGAAAAGCCUUCUCUCAAAUCUCAUCUCUUACUCUUCAUAUGAGAAAACAUACAGGUGAGAAGCCUUAUCACUGUAAUGAGUGUGGCAAGGCCUUCAGCCAAAAGUCACACCUUGUCAGACACCAGAGAAUUCAUACUCAUUAGAAACUCUAUAAAUAUUGUGAAUAUGGGAAAGUCUUUGGAAGAAAUUAACACCUUAUUGCACAUUACAUGUUUGGUUCCAUAGCAGAAAACUAUGAAUGUUGGAAAACCUUCACAACAUUUGGAAGAAGUCACAAACUUAUGAAAUAGAAUUCUUACCAAGUUGACAAACUGUAUAACGUAAAAGCAGAUUAUCUUAGAACUUCCAGCAGACAUUUUAUAUAUUGAUAAUAUUUAAUAAGUAUUUUCAUUAAAAUCUUAAACAAAGUAUCUGCUGUCAGCAUACCAACAUAACACUUGAGCUCCCAGGCAUUGUCUUAAGCAAGAUAAAGAUGGGGGAAAAAAGAGGAACUCUAAAACUAAUCUUUUAUACAAGAAAAAAUUAAUGAGAAAAAUGUAUUUAUAGAAAAUAUAUAAGAAUAAACACAAUAAUGAUUUAUGAGACAUAUAUACAUAGUUAUAAAACAUCUUAAAGUACACAGAACAUUAUAUCCCAAAAAACUUGACUUUAUAAAAAUAUAAGUUCUCUUCUAAAUCUGCAAGUUUAAUAUACUUCACUUAGAGUUGACAUCAGUUAUUUAUAUAUUUUAAAGAACUUUAUAAAUGGAUCCAAAAAUGUUAUAUGGAAAAGUAAAGGUCACACAUAGCUGAAAAAAUUUGAAAAAGCAGAAUAGGGAAGGCAGGCUCUACUAGAUAUCAUCACAUAGUUAUUUAAAGUUGUCAUUAAAUAGUGUAUUACUGAGGGAAUAAAUCAGUAGACACAAUAUUGAGGAUUAUAUAAAAAUCCAAAAAGAUAUGACAAUUUUGUGUAUGAUAAUACUGUUGAAAUUAUCAUGGAGUUAAUGGUAUAUUCAGUGAAAGGGAAGGUUUAUAUGAGAAAAAUUAGCUUUCUACUUUACACCAUAUACAAAAAUAAGAUCCAAUAGAUUGACAACCAGAAUACUAAAAGCAAAAUUCCAACACUAUGAUGAAAAUAGAAUAUAUUACUUUAGAGUAACAAGAUUUCCUUAAUCAUGGAGUAGUCAACUCUAUUUUGAUGUUUUGGCCUCAUAGCACCCACAUAAUAUCACUUUUCACUGUAUCACAGUUUAUAUUGCCCUAAAUUGCAUAUGAUACAAAUUUUCAACAACAGAGGGAUAAAUCAAUAUAAUGUAAUUUUUUCUAUGAUAGAAUAUAGUAUUUAGAAGGAAGACACUAAAUUUACAUGGAUUACAGUAUAUUAUUGAAAUAAAAACCAAAAUGCACAGUGAAACUGUAACAUUUGUGUAAUUUAAUAAGAUGGUGAGAACAGUACUGUGUAUUGAUCAUAGAUCCAUAUAUGACACUGGUUGCCUUUUGGGAUGUGGGAAAGUUUUGCUGAGAGUCAUAUUUACCUGUAAUAUUUCUUUAAUGAAAUAAUGAAAGCAAAUAUGACAAUGGUGAUAAAUCUGGUUGUUAAAAUUACAUGGGUUUUUCAAAAUCCUUUCUUGCCUUUACUUUCCUGUUUCUCCAAAAUGAGAGUCAAGUUGAUGGGAGAAACCUAAUGCUAUAGCAACAACUGAAAAAUGUGUACUUAUUCUUGAUCAGAUAAUAACAUUUAUAGAAUAAAUUAUCUUUAACAUGCACAAAACAAGCCUGAUAGGUAUUAUUUUUUUACUCUCUCUUCAUAAUGUUAAUUGGGAUAAUGAAAAUCAGCAGUAUGCAGCAUUUGUUUUAGGCCAAUUUUUAAUUUUUAAAUAAUUUUUAUCUUAAGCACAAGUCUUUCCCCUAGUUGAAAGCAUUAGGGAAAAAAUAAUUAUUUAAUUUGUGGGAUAAUUGACUCCCAACUUGGAUUGGUUUUCAAGUGAGAGAAUGGAACUUUUCAGAUAUACUGUUAAAUAUGGUUAACAUUCUAUCAGGUCAAGCCAAGGAUAGUUACCAGCAUCGGAGCAGGAGGAAUUUCAGUAUAUCCUAACAAAGCUUUCUUUGAUUUCUGGAUCCUUAAAUGGGGGUGCAGACACUCAUGAUCUUAUGUUUGCCAUGUAAGGACCCAGAGGACGUGAAAAGCUCACUUCCUCCUGUUCAACAAAUGUUUUAUAGUAACGUCUUUAAAAUAUUCAAGGUGAUCAGUUUUUUCCUGUGAAUAGUACAUUUUUAUAGUUUGUUUUUUUUCUACUGGAUCUUUAAAACAUGUUUUUAAUGAGAAAUAAUUAUAGAUUCAUAUGAAGUGGAAGAAAUAAUACACAGUACUAUUUAGUUUUAUACCCUACACCUAGUUGUCCCUAGUGAUGACAUCUUACAUAAAACAGUAAAAUAUCAAAUGCAUUAAUAAGUUUUGCAAGAAGAAUUCGACUAAGGGUCACAUUCUCAAGUAUCCCUGAUGUUGGAGGAAAGAAUAAGAAAGAGACAGCUAUUUCACCAUUUAUUUCCAGAUUCUAUCAAGCUUAUGUUCUCAACUUAAUUGUAAAUAAAUAAAGCCAACUUCUUUUUGCCAAGGGCUCCGACAGAUGUUUUUAAUUUUCUUUGGAGAUGUUAGAUACUUCUAUCUCUAUAUAAAAUCUGUUGGGGACAGUCCAAAACUAUGCCAUGAGUCCCUCCAAGUGGCUAGUGGAGAUGAGGGGAUAAGGAAAAAAUGAAAAGACAAAACACAAGAGAAAGUUUAUUAAAGCUGGUUUAGGAGUCUGUCUGCCUUCACCAUGAGGACCAGCAGACAGCCCCUUGCUCCAGGCUAGCUCCAUUUUAUAUCAUACACCAUUGUUUUAAUCAUCAAUCUGAGGAAAGAAAGCUAACAAUUAUGUCAUGGUUCUUGCUGUGCUUGCAUUUUCUAACUAAACUAUUUCUUUAUCUGUGUUAAUUAGACUGAUUUACUUUUUACUAUUAUUGCUCUAAAUUAUUUAUGAUCAUAACACAAACAGAACAUUGGACAAGGAACACAGUCCAGGAGCAGCAUGUCAAAGAAGACCCCAAUUAGGCCACGCACACAAAUCAUCAGAGUGGCAAUUAACACUCAAGAAGCCUUGUGCUCAGACUGACUGAUGCUUCUGACCAUACCAAGUUGACAGAAGAAAAGCAAUAUUUUUCUCCUUAUCUACUUCAGAGCAAUUCUUGCUCUCUUUAAUGAGGUUUAAACAUUCUGCAUUCCCAAAAGGACUUACUCUCUCUGAGAGGGCAGCCCUACCCAGGCAAGCCUUGCUUGCUCAGUG